ACUAAAAAGUUGGUGACCUGAAACUUUGUCUCGKGGUAAACGGGACGACAGUUUUCCGUUCUGACAGAGUUCUUGUCUCUGGUGUGAGUCUGAGGCGGGUCAGUCCCACGGUGGCUGACGAAGGCGAUGAUGAGGAAAGUGACGUUCAGGAGUGUGUGCUGCAGAAAUAUUGAUUGUGGAGAUAGGACAUGCAUGAAACCUGGUCUGYCCACCCCCUCAGUGUAAAAUCAAAAUGAUUUGCUGAUGUCACGAGUGGUUUGAGCAGAGAGCCUAUAACUGUUGGAGUCGGCUUGUGUGAAAGACCCACAAGUCCUGGACUGAUCCAGAGACGGAUCCGACAAACAGCAUAAAGAACUCUUCUUCAUCAGCAGCAUUAUGCAUCACCUGAGGCUGCCGGUGUUCCUCCUCACAGCGCUCGUGUCGCUGCGCUGCAUCGCCGCCGCUCCAAACCACAGGUACUUGAGUCCGGGCGCCUCCUCCUCCUCCUCCUCCUUCGAGCAGGAGAGUGCUCCUCCAGACUCUGAGAGCUGGUCUCUGCCCGAGUUGAUCUCCAACCCGUUCCUCGGCCUCGUGGCUGCUCGACCACAAAGAGGUCUUGCCGGAACCAGCAGUCACCACUUGGAGAAGAGGAAGUGCAACACGGCCACCUGCGUCACCCAGCGGCUAGCGGACUUCCUGGUUCGCUCCAGCAACACCAUCGGCACGGUCUACGUCCCGACCAACGUGGGCUCUUCCACCUACGGCAAACGAGACCUACAGAAGCCUCCAACCUAUCUGCCUUUCUAGUAUAAACCCAGAGACUCCAGUUUGUUUAUUCGGUGAUAUAAAACCGAUUGUGAGAAUGACAUUAACGAUUGAUUUGACCAUUUAGGAAGCAGCAGUGCCUUUUAAUUUAAAAACCAGUCCAAUCUGUGACYCUUGUUCCAAACAGCAUGAUGAGACUGUACGAAACAUACUUAAUAAAACAAAAAAAAAUGUAAGUCCAUGUCAAAUAAAUGUUGUUUUUGAUAAUAAAAUGUAAAUAUAAAUCUAUUUUUUAAACUCUACAUGUGAUUGCAGCAGCAUGUCUUGGGUUUAUGAAAUGAAUUCAGCAGGAAAUAUCCAUAAAAUAAAUAAAAAUUUGAACUUUGA
Molecule: messenger RNA, 1131 nt
Organism: Austrofundulus limnaeus
Lineage: Eukaryota; Metazoa; Chordata; Actinopteri; Cyprinodontiformes; Rivulidae
Gene: iapp
Product: islet amyloid polypeptide
Cellular component (GO): extracellular region
Molecular function (GO): hormone activity
Source: RefSeq, a predicted model, not a curated record